GAGGUUCACCGUUGUUGCUUCGUUUCCUGGUGAGCAGAAGUUUAGGAAUCUUAUCAGAUUCAAGUUGUGCGACCCUUUCAGAAGUGUCGGAUAGGCUAGCCGUAAUAUCGGUAACAGAUGACUUAACUCCCUCAAGUUCAUGCCUAAAACCGGACAGUUCCCUUAACACGUGAUCAAAUCUCUCAUUCAUAACUUUGUUGAUAGAAGAAAGCAUACCUUUCAUUUCUUGCUUGAAAACAUCGAACUGUACAGAGAGUGGUGGGUCCGAUCGCUGAAGCUCGGCGGAAGGGCUGGGUACCGCGGAAGCGGACCGUGGUGAGCCGUAGUUCGAAGCCUUGCCCGACACAUCAGAAUCAUCGGCCACACCCAGAUUCACCAAAUCUUCUUUUCCUGGCUUAUUUUGACGAGGGUUGUUUCGAAGCUUGUAGUCAUUUUUACCCUUCUUCGUCUGACUAUUCAUAAUUACUAGUUAGAUAGGUGCAGAGACUCAGGGGAGCUGAAAAAAUGCAAUUUUAGUAGAUUUUCUCGGAAAGCCGCCACAUAAAGCUGUUUAUCCAAAGAGCGCCAUCAAUGUUUUUUUUUUAGCAUGAUGGUAUGGCAUUGAUUAUGAUGAUAAAGUUAAUGGUAUGGUGAUAUAGAAUAACGGUGAUUUGAGACGAUACAGGGGCAGAGAAAGGUUUUGAACAUGUGAUGUGAUAUAAUAUGAGAUGAUUAUGCUGUGACAUAUUGAAAAAUUCUUUGCUCAAUGAUCUUAAUUGUUGAUCAUGAUUAUGAGAAUAAAUGAUGAACAUGACUAUGAUGAUGAUCAUGAUAGCAAUGAUGGUAUUGAUAAUGAUGAUAGUACAUAUGGCAUUGAUAAUGUUGAUGGUAUGGCAUGAUUAUUUUUGGUGAAGAUGUCUUUUUCCCCAUAGGAAAUACACACAAAAUGAGAAAAUUUGAUUAAGAUGCAGUUGUAUAAUGCAUUAUUAUGCAUCAAGGAAGGUGAUGAUGAUGAUGAUGAUGGUAACGAAGAUGAUGAUGAUGAUGAUGAUGAUGGUAAUGGUAAUGGUAAUGAAGAUGAUGAUGAUGAUGAUGAUGAUGGUAAUGGUAAUGAAGAUGAUGAUGAUGAUGAUGAUGAUGGUAAUGGUAAUGAAGAUGAUGAUGAUGAUGGUAAUGAAGAAGAUGAUGAUGAUGAUGAUGGUAAUGGUAAUGAAGAUGAUGAUGAUGGUAAUGGUAAUGAAGAUGAUGAUGAUGAUGAUGAUGAUGAUGAUGAUGGUAAUGGUAAUGAAGAUGAUGAUGAUGAUGAUGGUAAUGAAGAUGAUGAUGAUGAUGAUGAUGGUAAUGAAGAUGAUGAUGAUGAUGGUAAUGGUAAUGAAGAUGAUGAUGAUGGUAAUGGUAAUGAAGAUGAUGAUGAUGAUGAUGAUGGUAAUGAAGAUGAUGAUGAUGAUGGUAAUGGUAAUGAAGAUGAUGAUGAUGAUGAUGAUGGUAAUGAAGAUGAUGAUGGUGGUGGUGGUGGUGGUGAUGAUGAUGAAAUAAUCAUUAGCCAGUUAUACAUGUAGUUGAUGUGACAUUGAAUACUAGUUAGUAGUUUGUACAUGCAGAUCAACAAUUCUAUGAUCCCAAAUCAUCUCCCAGUUUACCGUUUUUUGUUUUAUCUUUCGAACACAUUCUCAUUCUUUAGGAUGUUGUGUGUUCUGUGACAGUUCUGAGCAAUCAGUUCAACGUUAUGGUAAAUUCCUUCACCAUGAAGAAAGUGGAAUCUGUGCUCAUUACUAUUGUAUGCUAUUUGCUUGUGGACUCAGUCAGCGUGGUGAAAGCCAUGAAGGGAUUGAGGGAUUCUUAAUCAAGGAUAUCUUAGCUGAGAGAAAAAGGGCACAAAAACUGAAAUGUAAGUACUGUAAGAAGAAAGGAGCUUCAGUAGGUUGCUCAGUGAAGGCAUGUCAUCAGAUCUAUCAUUAUGGAUGUGGUGUAGAUGAGGAAGCAAUCUACCUAUUCUAUGACAGUUUUGUAUCUUACUGCGCGAAGCAUCGUCCUGUUCAGAAGGUAUUACCUUCCUCUUGCUCACCAAGUAAAGGGACAUGUCCAAUAUGUAUGGAGCCUGUAGAGACCACACCAAGCAAUAGUGUACUCAAGACACCAUGCUGCAAAGGUACUUGGCUCCAUAGACAAUGUGUCCAGAUGCAAGCUUUGAGUGCUGGUUACUUCUUCCGAUGUGCCAUCUGUAACAAUGAGAAUGAGUUUCAAGACGAAAUGAAGAAAUUUGGUAUCUACCUACCAGAAAAGGAUGCUGAUUGGGAAUUUGGAAGUUCAGCAUACCAAGAACUCUAUGAGAGACACAACCAAUGUGAUGUCAGUAAAUGUAGAUGUCCAAAAGGCAGAAAGUAUUCUACACAAUCAGGUCAAUGGGAAAUUGUACUAUGUGAUCUAUGCGGUUCAGCUGGGUGUCAUGUGUCUUGUGGUGGAUUACUAAGUGCUUUAGAUGACUGGGCAUGUAAAGAUUGUACUUCAACUUUCACCAGAGGUUUUAUGGAGCAAAAUGCUGCCAAUGAAGGAUAUGAUACUUCAAAAUCAUCAUCUUCCCUUGGAACACAGCAGAAUAGAACCCCAGGUCAGAGUGGCACUCGAGCAAGAUCAGCCAUUAGGUCCCAAGGGAAGCGUCCACGUCCUCCCCCAACAACACCCAGACCUGUAAAGAAGAUGAAACAGAGCAGUACCCCAAUCAUUCCACCUUUAUCACCUGUGUCUACUCAACAAUCUUCUCUUUCAAGUUCUCCAAAAUCUACACCCUUUCAAACUAUGAAGUUUCCUAGAGUGUCAUUGUCACCAACAUAUGAGUGGGGAAAUUCUGGGCAUGGCAGUUCCCGAGAAUUAUCCGUUACCAAGUGCAGGGAACUGCUUCCACAGUUAGAUUGCUACGUGACCCUGGAACCCCCAUCUCAAAACAUAAAUCUUCCUAAUCUCAGCAUGCCAUCUCUAUCUCCAGCUGCCAGCUCAUCCAAGAAGAGCAAGAAUAGCAAGACUAGUAAUAAAUUGAAAUACAAGAAGGCCAGGAAAUUAGAUCUUAAUUCUUGUAGCCUUGCAGGUGAGACUGGAGCACAAGAAUCAUCAUUGUUGAGUGAAAAGGGUGAUAUCCUUCAAUCUGCUUCUGGAAAUAUGUCAACACAAACUAACGUUAAUCAUUAUACUAGCAACCAGUCAUCUGUGAAGUUGAGCUGGGGUAGCAGAAUCCUGGAUUCAGUUGGAUCUUUCCUGUGGAGGAGGAGGUCACCAUCUAAAGCAUCAGCUAGUUCAGGAGAAAGCCAGGAAACGCAAGCAUCCUUGAAUGACAGCAAUGGCUUUCAUAAUUCAACCCAAUCAGAGAAGCUGCUGGACUCAAAUGCUUUACUUGAAUCUUCCUCCUGCUUAGAUUCUCCAGAAUCCAGUUCUCCUGUACCUCUCUCAAAAGAGAUCAAGGAACAGAUAGUUCCUGUAGACACUGAAAACAUUCCAGUCAAAACUAAAAACAUGCUUCAUUCUCUAACGUCCUGGAAAGAUGAUACAACAUGGAAAGAAGCCAAACAGGAUCUUGUUCAGUUAUUUCAGGUUGACGGUAGGGCUACAAGAAGUGCUUUGAAGAACGUUGAAAAAACACCAUCUAAAUCUACAGGAGAGGAAAGAAAAGCCAGUGGUUUGAGCAGAGAAGACAAUGCUCAGCAAUUACCUCUUCCGAAUAAACAUUAUGAUACGAAGAACAACAAUGGUCAUGCCUCCUCUCUCCAAAAAUCUAUCUCUCCUUUACCGCUCUCUAAAGAGAUUAAGGAACAAAUAGUUCCUGUAGACACGGAAGGUAUUCCAGUCAAAACUAAAAACUUCCUUCAUUCUCUAACGUCCUGGAAAGAUGAUACAACAUGGAAAGAAGCCAAGCAGGAUCUUGUUCAGUUAUUUCAGGUUGACGGUAGGGCUACAAGAAGUGCUUUGAAGAAUGUUGGGAAAACACCUUCUAAAUCUACAGGAGAGGAAAGAAAAGCCAGUGCUUUGAGCACAGAAGACAAUGCUCAGAAAUUACCUCUUCCGAAUAAACAAUGUGAUACCAAGAACAACAAUGGUCAUGCCUCCUCUCUCCAAAAAUCUAACUCUCCUUUACCGCUCUCUAAAGAGAUUAAGGAACAAAUAGUUCCUGUAGACACGGAAGGUAUUCCAGUCAAAACUAAGAACUUGCUUCAUUCUUUAACGUCCUGGAAAGAUGACACAACAUGGAAAGAAGCCAAGCAGGAUCUUGUUCAGUUAUUUCAGGUUGAGGGUAGGGCUACAAGAAGUGCUUUGAAGAAUGUUGGGAAAACACCUUCUAAAACUAUAGGAGAGGAAAGAAAAGCUGGUGGUUUGAGCAGAGAGGAGAUUGCUCAGAAAUUACCACUUUCCGGUAAAUCAUGCAAUGCUGAGAGCACGUUGUCCAAUGAAGAUGAUGCAGAUGUUGAUCAAAUGAAAAUACCAAUUUCUCAUUCACAGGAAGUAGAAUCACAAAUAAAUCCAUCAAACUCUACACGACAAAAAAGAAAAAAAGGUGAAAGUUUGCUGAAUGAUCUGACAUCAUGGAAGGAUGAUUCAACCUGGAAAGAGGCUAAGCAAGAUCUUUCCUUACUCUCACAGGUUGAUGGUAGAGCAACAAGGAAUGGAUUGAAGAAAGAUGGGUCAACGCCAGCUAAGAGAAAAGAAAACGAGAUCAAUGCAAGCUGUCCUGAUAUCAAUCAUAAACCAAUUGUUUACCCCCAAAGGAUAUCUAAUAUUCAAAGCUUAGCAUCUCCCAAGGUUGACUCUCAUGGUAAUUCUGAACCUGCUAGGGCUGCUGUUAAUUUGUCAGAGGAGAGUGAAACCCCUGUUGUUGCAUUAUCUAUCGAAGGCCUACGGCAUGUGCAAAGCAAUUUGGUGAAAGAUUUGACAUCUUGGAAGAAUGACACAUCUUGGAAAGAAGCAAAGCGUGAUCUUGAUCAUCUAUUUCAGAUUGAUGGGAGAGCAACAAGGAGUGUUUUGAAAAAAGAUGGAAUAAAGUUGGCAGAUGAUACAGCACUAUGCUCUCCAUCGCCUAAAAAACAGAAACUUACCCUUCAUUCACCUUCUCCCCUACAUCAAUCAUGUCAUAGAUAUCGCACCCCGAAACGCGAUUCAUUUACUGGCAAAUGGAAAAAAUCAAAAGGAUCAACAAAUCCGAAGUAUAUGGUCAAGCAGAAAAUAUCAGCCAGUGAUGCUCCUGCUAAGAAUUCCCAUCCAAUUUCCUGCAACAAGCAGAGUAAUAAACCACAGGAACCAGACAAGCCAACAAAUUUGACAGUUUCAGCAGAGGGAUCCAAAGAGCUACAUGCUCUUACUUCAUGGAAGGAUGAUAUUACAUGGAAAGAAGCAAAAGGUGAUCUGGUCAGCCUUAUUCAAGUUGAUGGGAGGACAACAAGAAGUGUCAUAAACAAAGAUGCGAGGGCAAAAUCCACCCCAAUAACAAUCCUUGAUACCACAGGCAUUGAAAUGCCAUGUGAUUCUGGGCUGACUUCCUCAAAGAAGAGUAACAAAUUAGACCCAAAACAUGAUGAAGAUGGUGCAUGUGCAACAGGAAACAAGGAUUCUGGUGAAGCAGUAUUAGAUCAUGAAGCAGAAUCAUCUGUUGCAUCCAUUAAUGAAAUCAAAGAAACAGGUGAAAUGAAUGUGAAUCGUAGAGGAUCAUCCAGUGUAAAGAGGCAUAAGAGAAAUUCCUUGGGAAUUCUGACUGCUUGGAAGGAUGAUCAAACCUGGAAGGAAUUCAGAGAUGAUAUGUCCAAGUUGCUUGAGGAAGAUGCCAGAAUGACACGUAACAAAGCACAGAAACAUGGUCUCAAGGGUAUCAGUUUCUCUCCAAAUAAAGUUGGAAAGCAGACCAUAUCCCCUUGCAUAAUCAAGGAUCGAAUGCCAUCUACCAAGCUCAUUUCAGCAGAGACAGUUCUCGAUCGAUGCUCACCAAAACAUACAAGGCCAUCAAUUGAAAAUUCUUCUAAAAGGUCAGGGAGGCAAAACCAGGCAUUGAGUGGUUUAAUGGCAGGAUCUAGAAAUGGAAAUUCACAAAUGGAGAAGCCAACUUGCAAUGAUAUUUCACCUCAUUCCUCCAAAAAGAUGGAAAUCAGUGUAACAGGAAUUGACAUUGCAUGUAAUAUUGGUACAGAGGAAGCUUGUCAAAAGGGAAAGUCAAGGAAAAGCUUACUCAAAAUCUUUGCUAUAGAUAAUGAUGUAAUGUCUGAGAGCAGUAGAGGCAAGAGUGAGCAUGGUGAUAGGGAAUUUCCUGAUAAAACUGCCAGUGGUGUACAUAGAAAUGAGAAAGAUGCCCAGCUUGAUGUAUCAUUGUUAACAGAGGAAGAACUAGAGGAUGAUACUAAAGUUAAUGAAAGCCCUGGUAAAAUCCACAAGAGGUCUAAUAUUGUUUUAAACACUGGCAAAACUUCUACCAAGUCAGCUGACAGUAAGAGUAACUUAAGUUUGCAAGAUGUAGGGAGACAUGUGCAGCUGAUUGAUCGAUCAUCACAAACAACUGCUAGUAUAAAUGAAACUGAAGCCUAUCUUGCUUCCAUGGGCCAGCAUUACAGAGAACCAGGUAAUCUGUCUUCUACACUCAUCCAAGAUGGAAAACUAAGGAGUAGAUAUACGCAGACAUACAAUGUGAUGUGUGUAACUCCCAACAUAGAGCCUGCUCCCAGCAGUGAAGGCGAGUUAUUCAAUAGAGAACUUGCAAAAUUGCCUGAAAUGAGUGAUGGAAAAAUCAUGCCACAGAAAAACAAUCGGCAGUUAAAAAAUCAGAGAGAAUUUCCUCAAUUGACACGGGAAAAGGAAAAGGGAAUUAAAAAGAAAGAAAAAUCUGAUAGAGGACAGACAGACUACAUAACCACUCCACAAAAUUCAGCAGCGGCUGAAGGUGUAAUGGAUUCAGGUGAUAACCAGACUGCAUUCACAAGUUCAGAAGCAGAGUCUCAAACAGGAAAGAUGUGCAGAAGUUUGUUGAAAGAGGAACUAAAAAAAUCAGUUCAAUCUUCAAAAUAUAGAAGAACUAAAACUGAACUCUUGAAAUUGUGGACAGGAGAUGAUGUGUGGAAAGAAGCAAAAGAUGAUGUCCAGAUUCUCUUAAAUUCUGAAGAAAGAAUGAGUAGAAGCACCAGAAAGGAACCAAAGCCUACCCACUCAUCGCAAAGUCCAACAUUGGCCCAAGGAAAGACAGAUAUUGGCUCUUCAAUGGAUACCAUGGGGCUAAAUCUAUCAAAAGAUUUACGCAAGAAGAAGUACUGCUGUUCACACAUGCGGAGUCCCUGGAAAACUACAUCAAACAAUGCCAUUACCCAUGAAACAUUAAUCGAACCUGAUGAAUGUCAGGAACCCUCACCUGUGUUUGGGAAAAAGUCACAUCCUGCCAUCAACAGAAAAUCAGAUGGUGAAAAAGCACAUUCAAUCUCCAGAAGUGAUUCUAAACAGCGAAAGAGUACACAAGAUAUUGAUUUUCAAAUCUCUCCUGAAAGCAUGAACAAGGUGUGGAAGCCUAGAGUUUGCUCAAGUGUUAAAAGAAGUAAAGAAGAUGGGAAAGUUGACAGCCCAUUAUCAUGUUCAAAGGAAUCCACUACUUUGAGACUGCAUCUUAUUGCAACAAGUAAGGCAAAUAAUCAAAGUCAGGAACAUACAGCUAAAAAUAUUGGAAGACCUAGAAAGGAAGCUGAGUCUUCUGAGAUUAAGGAAAAUAUGGGAAGGCAGAGAAAACAAGUUGCGGAUGUCGCAGAUUCUGAUAUAAAAGAAAGUCCUAGCAAACAACCAAGUGAUACUUCUGAGAUUAAGAAAAAGAUAGGAAGGCCUAGAAAGGAAGCUGAGUCAGAAAAGAUGCAAAGGUCUUCUGAGAUUAAGGAAAAUAUGGGAAGGCAGAGAAAACAAGUUGCGGAUGUCGCAGAUUCUGAUAUAAAAGAAAGUCCUAGCAAACAACCAAGUGAUACUUCUGAGAUUAAGAAAAAGAUAGGAAGGCCUAGAAAGGAAGCUGAGUCAGAAAAGAUGCAAAGGUCUACUGAGAUUAAGGAACAUAUGGGAAGGCAUAGAAAACAAGUUGUGGAUGUCGCAGAUUCUGAUAUAAAAGAAAGUCCUAGCAAACAACCAAGUGAUACUUCUGAGAUUAAGAAAAAGAUGGGAAGGCCUAGAAAGGAAGCUGAGUCAGAAAAGAUGCAAAGGUCUACUGAGAUUAAGGAACAUAUGGGAAGGCAUAGAAAACAAGUUGUGGAUGUCGCAGAUUCUGAUGUAAAAGAAAGUCCUAGCAAACAACCAAGUGAUACUUCUGAGAUUAAGAAAAAGAUGGGAAGGCCUAGAAAGGAAGCUGAGUCAGAAAAGAUGCAAAGGUCUUCUGAGAUUAAGGAACAUAUGGGAAGGCAGAGAAAACAAGUUGCGGAUGUCGCAGAUUCUGAUAUAAAAGAAAGUCCUAGCAAACAACCAAGUGAUACUUCUGAGAUUAAGAAAAAGAUGGGAAGGCCUAGAAAGGAAGCUGAGUCAGAAAAGAUGCAAAGGUCUUCUGAGAUUAAGGAACAUAUGGGAAGGCAGAGAAAACAAGUUGCGGAUGUCGCAGAUUCUGAUAUAAAAGAAAGUCCUAGCAAACAACCAAGUGAUACUUCUGAGAUUAAGAAAAAGAUGGGAAGGCCUAGAAAGGAAGCUGAGUCAGAAAAGAUGCAAAGGUCUUCUGAGAUUAAGGAACAUAUGGGAAGGCAGAGAAAACAAGUUGCGGAUGUCGCAGAUUCUGAUAUGAAAGAAAGUCAUAGCAAACAACCAAGUGAUACUUCUGAGAUUAAGAAAAAGAUGGGAUGGCCUAGAAAACAAAUUAUGGAAAUUGCUUAUUCAGGAAAGAGAGAAAGCCCACACAAGAAACUUGUUAAUGCAUUUGACAAAUCUUCAAAGACACCAAAGAAGAGAAAGAUGCCUGGUGAGGAAGAAUUAUUGGAGAAUGUAGUUGACAGAAGUAUUAAGAAAGCUAAGAGGAGGUUUGAAUCAGAUACAACACAGUCAACUUUUGCCAAAGCAGAUGACUUAGAAUGCAGUGUAGUGGCUCUCCAGAAAGAUGUACCAGUUAGAGAGGAAACUAGUACCUCAUCUACUCAGACAUAUGCAACGGUCAAGGAAGUGGAGGACUAUGUUACUUCAAAAGGAAAAGUCUAUUUGGAACCAUGUUUUGUAAUACCCAGACCAAGCCUUAUAAAAAUAAAAGCAACUUGUGAUAUGAGAACCCAGACUUACAACUUGGAAUUAUCACCCUCCUUGGAAGAUGAAGUCAAGCCUGUGUACCCACCCAUUGAGCAUGAUAAAGGGGACGCCAAAAGACCUUCAAGAACACCACAGAAAAUGGUGGAGAAGAGAUGUGUUAGUAAAUCACCUUCGAUUCUUGAGAAGUUGAAUCCUCACGAACUUUCACCCAUCCUUUCAGCGGUUCCAUCUAGCACAGGUGAUUUCCCUUGUGCAGUAAGAGCUCAUUGUUUAUGUCAAACAGAUGUACCAGUGGAAGAAGUUGAGGCUCAUAUUCAGGCAAUGGGAGAAUGGUACAGGGAACCAAGUAUCAUUGUGACAGGAUCACAGGAUGGAAGAACAGAACCAAAGAACAGCGUCAGAACACAGACAUAUAAUAUGAGCCUUCCAGAAAGAGAACUUCCAUCAUUCAAAAAGAAAUGGUCAAAAAGAGUACAAAAUCAAAUGAAAUCUACACAGACGCUGGCCACACUGGAGGAAGUUGAAGCAUACGUUGAAGCAAAUAGACACAUCUACACAGACCGAAAUUAUUCUUCAACACUGAGCUACUUUGUGAGUGGCUCAUCCCUUACUAGACACAUGCCAACACAAACCUUUUCUUUUGUUUUGGAUAAGGAGUCUCCUGAUAGGUAUUCAACAAGUGAAAAGCAGAUAAGGUCUGAAGAUAUCAAAGGAAACUCUGAAGCUGAACAGAGAAAGGGUCUGAAUGCUACAGACAAUACUCCUAAUUCCUCAAGACAACUUGCCAAACCUGAAAUAAGGAAUUCAGUGAGUAAUAAAAAGCAGAUCAGUUCACUUCCCAAUCAGCGAGGUAAUCAGCUACAAGAGAAACCACCUGGGGCAGAUUGUCAGGUCGCUAGCAAUGGUAUCUCCCAUAGAUCAAACAAGAAUUCUCUGUCUUCUGGACUCAAUACUAAGAAACAAAACUGGUUCCGUUUGAAGCCCAAGAAGUAAUCUCAAACAGGAUCAUCAUUAUAUCCCUUUUUUAUCAUGAAUUUGUAUUUGAAGAUUGUGUCUCAUUUCUAGCUUGUUACUGUGUAAUAUACAUUGCAUAGAAUUGUCUUAUUUCCUUUUCAAGAUUGACAUUCGAAAUUGAAUAUUUUUCAUUGUUAUCAAGAAUUUUAGUUUCCAAUCAUGGCUGUGGAUAUAUUUUUAACUUUUUUGUCCUAACUUGAUUCAUGAAUCAUUGGUGUAUGUACUUAUUGCUCAUAAUCAAAUGUCAUUUUUUUUUUUUUGGGGGGGGGGGUUAAUUUGGGGGACCUUUUAUGUUGGAAUAUGCUGAGGUUGUAUGCCACAUCUACAAAUAAAAUGAUGUUUUUUUCAUUUACUCAGAAUAUGUCUUUUGAACCCUCUGAGUAUUUUGAUUUUUUCUCUUUAAGACAAGCAGUUUCCCCGAAAAGGAUUACAUACUUGUACAUGUUCUUGAUAUCCUGAAUUUAGCCACUUUAUUGCAAAUUUUCAUUUGAUGAAAAUAUAAUUUGUCUUAGGCUCAUAACUAUGAAAUAUAAAAAUAUCUCUGUUCCUUUCAGUUUCGUAAUCUCCUUGUCAUUAAGUAAUUUACCCAGAUAUAAUGUUAAUCUUCCUCAGUAAAAUAUAUUGAGACCACCACUAAAAUAGCCUCAAUUAUAAGUCAUGGGAUUUCGUGAAAGGCAGGGAUCCUUUAACUGAUAUAAUACCAUGUAAAAUUUAAGUCAUUCUCCAGUUGGGGAUAUACAUGUUCAAUUAUUUAAUUAUUCUCUUUUUUUAUAUGUAUUUUUAAAAUAAUAUUUAUUGACGGUUUAACAUCAACACUAAUUGAAAACAUAUCAACAGGUGUUCUUAAUUACCCCAAGUUGAAAAGAGAUGUUUAUGCCUAUUAGAUAUAUGAUUUUAUCAUGUGAAGUCUCUUUGUCUCAUGGUUACCUUUGCCCUUCUCCCCGGACCGUAGCAGAAAGGUUACAUGUAUAUUGGUUAUGUUUCCAGACAAUGGUAACGACCUUGGUAGUAUUGCUCAACAUCCAAUCAAAAUCAAGGAUACUAUAGAAGUAACCAUUGGAUAACAGAGAUACCAUAGUGCAACUUUUGUUUAUCAGUUUUGUGGUCUUACUGCUGUUGAAUUAGGGAAAGGAAAGGGAAGUGAUUUGAUGCCAUGUACAUAUUAAUUAGCUGGACCUUAAAGAUGCAACUGUAUUACAUGGAUUUCCUCUGCUUAUCGCAAUGCUCGGUUCCAGCCAAUUGUAAUGUAAUUUACUCCUGUUGUACAUGCUACAACUGACAAAUUACACUACCUUAAACACAUCCCCUCAGAUCUCUAAAUCACAGAAAUUUACAUGUGUUUCUGCUGUGUAUAAUACAAAUUAUAAAAAAUAUCUUUCUUUUUUAGUAUUCAGAUUACUGAAGACAAUUUAAUUUGGGGGAAAUGAAGACUUGUGUUUACUAUUGAUAAUGACUAGUCAAAUAUCAUUGGCUAACCCAUAAUUCCAUUUUCUAUCCAUACUUUAUUUUGUAAGAUCCUGGGUUGUCAAUGAUUCUAGAACUCAGGAUUACCUGUCUGGAAUAAUGUGAGUCACUUAUUUUCUCCAAGAUUUCUUUGUAAUUGCGUAUGUAUCCUUUUUGUCAAUAGAUUAUUUUAAACUAGUGAAAUUUGUUAUUUUUUUCACAAGUUGCUGAAAUGUCAAUAAAAACACGACCUAUAUCUGUUUUGUUGAGUACAUGAUGCUACAGAUAUUAGCUCGCUUUCCAAGAACAUUCUAGACAAAGUCGUUACCUUCAAACAUAUUUGUUUUCUAAAUAUCUCAUGAAAUCAGUUUAAUCUUUUUAAGAUAAUUCUUGAUGUGGACAUGACUGUAAAACAUGUUAAAUUUAUUAUGAGCUUCGGUAAUAUUUUGUUAAUAGUUUUUUGCUCUCUGAUUUGAAACAAGAUUUCUUCAAGAUUUUCUUAAAUUGAUAGCUUUCUGUUUUCUCCCUGUGUGUUGAACUUCUGAAAUAAAGGUAUUAAUGAAAUAUAAUAAUGAACAGAUGAUAUAAAGAAAGUAAUGAAAUAAUUGAAAAAUGGUUGAAUUUUAACCAAUAAAAUUCAUUUAAAUUGCCAUUCUUAAUUCAAAGAAUCUGUCUUUGAUGGCUCUCCCCUCUCUCCCUCUUUGUAUACCCUGACAAACAAAGUUUGAACUUAGGAAUCGGCAGUCGGGCGUGUGGUCAGUUGCAAAUCAUGCUGGUCAAACCACUUACUCAGUUUUUAGCCAAUUCUCAAAUUUGGAACACACGUUGGCCUUGGGGGUAAAGAUGUAGAAGACAUAUUUUUCACAUGUGUUAAAAUUUCCCAAAGGAAAUUGUGUUGCCAUGGUAAUGGUACAUUUUUGCAAAAAAAUAGGUAAAAUCUUGUGGUUCAAACUACAUCUGUUUUAACUAAUUCUCAUGAAAUUUAGCUCACACAUUGGUCUUGGGUAAAAGAUGGGCAAGACAUUUUUUCCAUGUUUUGGAAACUGUGUUGCCAUUGUAACAGCAUAUUGUCAGGAGAAGGAGAGAUUUGACUCGGGAAGUUGUAUAUAACACUUGUUUGGCACAAUCUAGUAUAAGAAUAUUCAUCGACUUAAGGUCAACUUCUGCAAGUUUACUGUAUAUACAUGUAGUUGUUGAGUCUCUGAAAAGAAUAGGUUUUCAUUAUUUGAUCCUAACAAAUAUUUAAUGAUCAUUGGUAAUUUACAUACGAUGUGUAUGAUUUUUGGUGUAUGAUUAUAAGUAUGUAUAGGAUCACGUUGAUGUCAGAAAAUUGGUACAUGCUAUUUUGUAUGUUAUACAGAGGGCUUAUAUAAUUUCAACAGUUACAUGUAUGUGUUAUAAGAUUUUGUAAAGUGCCUUGUGAUCAUUACCAAAAAGGUUAAAAAAUAAAUCUCUAAUGUUAAUCAUAUUUCAAAGUAUCAGUGAACAAAUUUAUGGCUCUAGAAGAACCCCUACAAAAUAGCAAGGGUAUUGGACCUCUUUUACAAAUUGAUUUGUAUUAGAACUGAUAUUCAAGAAAAAUAAUCUUCAUGCUUCUUUUUUUUCUUUUUUACUGUUGAUGAUUACAGGGGCGUGUUGCAUAUAGGUUAAUUUAGACCCAACUCUGAAUAUAGAAAGAAUCAUUAUUUCAACCUAUUGGUAGCAUGCACCUGAGUCAUGUCUUUAAUAUUUUGUAAUUAUUGCAGAACUGCAAUCCUCCUUUCUUCACACCUCAGAUUAGGGUAUACCAAACAUGAUUUCAGUGAAUUGAGUUACAUUUAUUGUAUCCCCCGAACAGAGUUCGGAGGAUACUAUGGAUUUGGCCGCAUCCGCCGCCGCAGAGAUUUUCUUGUGAGCACUCUAUCAGCUGCAUUUCUUCUCCGAUCAUCUUCAAACUUGGCAUAAAGGUAGAGUAUGGUAUAGCAAAGCCGCCUAUCGAUUUUGGUGUGGGCGGAGACAUCGUUGCCAUGGUAACAAGAGUUUUUCUCUCGCCCACCAGAGGUAAAGGCGAGACUUGGGGAUCCAAAUGUCGUCCGUCCGUCACAAACCUAAUGACACAUAACUCCACAACCGUAAGUCGCUUUUCAACCAAACUUGGAUGGUAGAUGCACUUGGGGACCUGCAUCUUAUGCUGCAGUCGGAGGUCACAUGGUAAGGUCAAAGGUCAUUUUUAGGUCAACGUUAAAGUUUACAUGCAAAACUCUUCUGACACCUAAAUCCGCAACCGUAAGUCACUUUUCAACCAAACUUGGAUGGUAGAUGGACUUGGGGGACCUGCAUCUUAUGCUGCAGUCGGAGGUCACAGGGUAAGUUCAAAGGUCAUUUUCAGGUCAACGUUAAAGUUUACAUGCAAGACUCUUAUGACACCUAACUCCGCAACCGUAAGUCACUUUUCAACCAAACUUGGAUGGUAGAUGGACUUGGGGGACCUGCAUGUUAUGCUGCAGUCGGAGGUCAUAUGGUAAGGUCAAAGGUCUUUUUCAGUUCAACGUUAAAGUUUACAAUUGGUGAUACUGGACAAUACUUUAGGUUCUGCAGAGUCACGCUGCUAUGUCAUAUUAUUGUCAUCAAAUUUGGUACCCACAGGCAAAAUGUGGGCAGGGUCAUUGUCGCCAUGAUGAUUGUAUUUAUUUGUCAAAUUUCUGUGUGAGCUCUAUAUAUCGCAAUGACGGAUGACACGGUGGGUUCGGGGGAUACAUGUGCUCGGCUGUGCGACCCGCCGAGCAUCUCUAGUUUACACUGAAUUAAUUUCUUACAGAGUUGCAACCUGAAGGUGGUAUUAGUUAAUAACCAUGAUUGAUCAUUAGUUUAAUUAAAGAGACUUGAUAAAUGCUGAAUGGCCAAAUACAUAAAUCAAUAUUCUGGUAUGAAUGGAGUUUGUCACUCGAGUGUAGUGAAAGGUUGGGAAUUUGGUUGUAUGUAUUAUGGUGCAAGUGAUAUAGAAUGAUUGUAAAUAUGCUUAAAAUGUGCAUGUAUGAUGAUGAUUUUGAGGUUUGGUAAAUAUGUUAAACACAUAUCUUUUCUUACUUGCUUAUCUUAGAUUGAAGAUAAAUGUAAAUAUCAGUCUUGAAUAAAAAAGGGAAAAGUAUAAUAAAUGCAAUGGAGGUAACCUCAGGAUUUUUUUUUAUUCUGCUUAAAUCAUGUCCAUUUUUCUUUGAAAUAUCACAUAGAAUUAUGAAAAUUAUGAAAUGUAAUCAUUUACUUGGAGUACAAUGGUGUGGUAGGGAAAUAUUAAUUUGAUAAUUUGAUGAGAUUUUAGAAGGUAGUUAUUUAUGUAGACCAUUGCCUUCACUUUGAUAGUGCCUUUUCCUUUAUUUUCAUAAUGAUUCUGCAUUUCUCGUACAUGUAUAUUUUGUUUUGCUUGUGCAUAAAAAGCCUGAAGAUAUUACCGAGAAAAUAAACAUGCAUGAUUUUAUGUUUUGAAUAAAUGGCAUGACUAAUAGAUUAAA
This is a messenger RNA of Lytechinus pictus (painted urchin), 15131 nucleotides long. RefSeq lists its product as uncharacterized. The transcript is spliced from 8 exons. Bases 1759 to 10179 code for a protein of 2806 amino acids. Gene Ontology annotation, cellular component: nucleus. Lineage: Eukaryota; Metazoa; Echinodermata; Echinoidea; Temnopleuroida; Toxopneustidae. Gene Ontology annotation, molecular function: DNA binding. The record is from RefSeq and is a predicted model, not a curated record.